AUGCACAGCCUAGGGCUAUACCUAUAUGCUGUCGCUCUAUGCGGAGUUGCAUAUGCCAAGCCGGGAUGCAGCUCGAAGAUCGAUAGGCGCAAGGUGGUACAACAGUUCAACCCGCACCGCAAUGCGAGCUCGGAUACUACACCGCUGCAAGUGGGCAAUGGAAAUUUCGCAUUCGGCGUCGAUGUCACCGGACUGCAGACUUUCCAGCCUUUUGGGACUCUUUCGACAUGGGGAUGGCACAAUUUCAGCUUGCCCACGACGGAGGGACAGACUUCCGUAGAAGACUUCACUGGGUUGGAUUGGUGGACACAUGGCCGGCUGGUCAAUUAUAACCAGCCGAAUCCGGCUCAGAAUGAUAUCUCGCAAUGGCUAAUACAGAACCCGCAGAGGGUGAACCUAGGCAGGAUCGGCCUUGCGUUUAAUGGAGGUGACGUGACGGAGGACAUGCUUGAAGGCACCACUCAGACCCUUGACUUGUGGACUGGCAGAAUAUCGUCAUCGUUCAAGUUCGAGGGACAGACGGUCGUUGUGGAGACAUGGUCAGACUCGCAUUCCGACACAGUUGGAAUCAGCAUCGAGUCCGCUCUGCUGUCGGAUGGCACCCUCGGGGUCUUCUUUGAUUACCCACUUCCAACGCGAAAUAAGUUUGAUGCCCCGUAUGUGGGUGUGUUCAAUGCGACGGCCAACCAUACCACCACGCUAGACAGAAGCGGCGAGAACAGAGCGAGUAUCAGACACGAUCUGGACGCCACAUCGUACUUUACUGCAAUCCAGUGGGACGAGGCAGCUGACAUCUCGCGACCGAUCAACGACUCUCAUCGUUACUUGUUGCAGCCUGGAAGCGGGACAACAAAGCUGCAACUCUCGGUAGCCUACUCGCCAAUCUCGAUCCCUGAAGUUGUGCCGUUCGAUCACAUCAGCUCUGCUUCGGCGUCGUGGUGGGAGUCGUAUUGGACGUCGGGGGCUUUUAUUGACUUGACGUCAAAGUCUGGGCUGGUAAACAAUGGAUGGUAUGGAAAGUUUCACUUGGAGAUGCCAAUCUGGCACUCACUGCAGUUCGCACGAUGGAACCAAUGGCCGCUCCUCCGGCGUAGCAUGCCCGGAACGUACGACCGGUUUCUUGAGUCGUCUUAUGCACGAGCCGAAGCUCAGGGGUACGAAGGCGCACGCUGGGGAAAGAUGACGGACCCAACCGGACGAUCGGCCCCUGGUGAGAUCAACUCGCUGCUCAUCUGGCAGCAGCCACACCCGAUGUACUACGCCGAGCUCGAGUAUCGGUCGUUUCCCCACGAAGACACGUUGAGCUCGUGGGACAAGGUCUUGACGGCGACGGCAGACUUCAUGGCAUCCUACGCCUUCUACAAUGCGUCGACCAAGGUGUACGACCUCGGACCUCCUAUGUAUCCUGUGUCCGAAAACACCAACCCCAACGCCACAAUCAACCCGGCGUUCGAGAUUGCGUACUGGAGGUUCGGCCUCGACAUUGCGAUCCAAUGGAAGGAGCGACAGGGACUUGAGGCACCCGCCAACUGGUUCACAGUUCGUGACAAUCUUGCACCACUACCCACCGAUGGUGAUACCUAUGCUGUGUACGAGGGCAUCCCGAACAUGUGGAAGAAUACCACGGUGCAAGACCAUCCCGCAAUGGCUGGCAUCUUUGGGUUGCUGCCGCCGCCGAGCAGCGGGCCGUCGCUGAACAUGACGCUGGUGCAGAACACGCAUGACCACAUCAGCCAGCUGUGGGAUAUUGGGGACUGCUGGGGCUGGGACUUUCCCAUGCUGGCAAUGAACUCGCUACGGCUGGGUGACGCGGAUCAGGCCGUCUCCUAUCUCCUCCAUCCUCUCUUUGAGUUUGACGACGCAGGUUAUCCGGUCGGCGGCUCACGCGUGGCGACGCCGUAUUUCCCGGGAUCCGGCAGCUUCUUAUUGGCCAUGGCUAUGAUGGCUGGAGGCUGGGACGGGGGCGAGGGUCUGCAUUUUCCGGGGGGAUGGAAUGUCAAGGCAGAGGGUUUCCUUCCUGGCCUGUGA
This is a messenger RNA of Neoarthrinium moseri, 2028 nucleotides long. RefSeq lists its product as uncharacterized. The coding region runs from base 1 to 2028 and encodes 675 amino acids. NCBI's taxonomy places the organism in Eukaryota, Fungi, Ascomycota, Sordariomycetes, Amphisphaeriales, Apiosporaceae. The transcript is spliced from 4 exons. Gene Ontology annotation, biological process: carbohydrate metabolic process. The record is from RefSeq and is a predicted model, not a curated record.